Scophthalmus maximus (turbot) is the source of this 2742-nucleotide messenger RNA. RefSeq names its product probable G-protein coupled receptor 21. The coding region runs from base 121 to 1185 and encodes 354 amino acids. The transcript has a single exon. The record is from RefSeq and is a predicted model, not a curated record. Gene Ontology annotation, molecular function: peptide binding; G protein-coupled receptor activity. Gene Ontology annotation, cellular component: membrane. Lineage: Eukaryota; Metazoa; Chordata; Actinopteri; Pleuronectiformes; Scophthalmidae. Gene Ontology annotation, biological process: G protein-coupled receptor signaling pathway.
UCCUCCUCCUCCUCCUCCUCCUCCUCCUCCUCCUCCUCCUCCUCCUCUUCCUCCUUCCCCCUCCUCCUCCUCCUCUUCCUCCUUCCUCCUCCUCCUCUUCCUCCCUCCUCGAGUCCAAACAUGAACUCUUCCUCUGAUGUCAACCAAAGCAGCAGCUCUCCGCCCUUCUGCCUGCUGGGCGCCGCAGGCUACUCCCACCGCCUGGACACCUGCGUGGUGGAGGUGGUCGUCAUCCUCUUCCUCACCGUGCUCAUCAUCGCCGGCAACCUGGUGGUGAUCUUCGUGUUCCACUGCGCGCCGCUGCUGCACCACCACACCACCAGCCACUUCAUCCAGACCAUGGCGUACGCCGACCUGCUGGUGGGCGUCAGCUGCCUGGUGCCCUCGCUGUCCCUCCUCCACUACCUCCGGGGCCUGAACGAGGAGUUCACCUGCAAGGCGUUCGGCUACAUGGUCUCGGUGCUGAAGAGCGUCUCCAUGGCGUCGCUGGCGUGCAUCAGCGUGGACCGCUACAUCGCCAUCACCCGCCCGCUGUCGUACGCCACGCUGGUGACGCCCUGCCGGCUCCGGGCGUGCAUCGUCCUCGUCUGGGUCUACUCCGCUCUGAUCUUCCUGCCGUCCUUCUUCGGCUGGGGGAAGCCCGGCUACCACGGGGACAUAUUCCGUUGGUGCGCCGACUCGUGGAAGACGCGGCCGGCGUUCAGCUCCUUCAUCGUGGCGCUGCUCUACGCGCCGGCGGCGCUCAUCGUCUGCUUCACCUACGGGAGUAUCUUCCGGAUCUGCCGGCAGCACACCAAGGAGAUCACGCAGCGCCACGCUCGCUUCAGCUCGCCGACGGAGGGCGAGCGCGGGGAGCGCGCGGAGGGCUGCCCGGACAAGCGCUACGCCAUGGUGCUGUUCCGCAUCACCAGCGUCUUCUACGUGCUGUGGAUGCCGUACAUCCUCUACUUCCUCCUGGAGAGUGCCGGACUCUACCAACACAAGGUGGCGUCCUUCCUCACGACGUGGCUGGCGAUCAGCAACAGCUUCUGCAACUGCCUCAUCUACAGCCUGUCGAACAGCGUGUUCCGCAAAGGCCUCGGCCGCCUCUUCAGCCCGCUGUUUCCCUCCUGCCUCGGCUGCACCGACGCCAAGAAGGCUCCGGUGCCCGUCAGCCCUCGGUCGGACGCUCGAUGCCAAGUAUGAGCCCUGACGACCAAGGAUUCGGGUUUUGGUCCCUUUGGAGGCGCGGCGCUCUGUGUGUGCACUCAGCUGCGUGGCGCCACACCGGUGUUUGUGGACCCCACGGUGAGACGUGUUGGGGUCCUGCUGCUGCUCGGCGCAUGGCGAGGUGCCCGUGCGGACGCCUGUCGGCCGCUUCAGAGGCCGGUUUUGCGGGAAAAGAGUAAACUGGGAAGUCGACGGACUGAGGACGAGAAGUUUGAUGCCGAUGAACAAAGUGGACUGUAGGAAAGAUUCACGUUAUGUUAUUCGAUGAACAAUCCUGUUGGGCACCGACUCAUGAACUCCCAGACGCGACUUGUUUUGUGCAAUUUACUGAAAUGCAAAAAAACCCAAAACCCCGAAAACAACAAAUGCAAAUUGUCGUGGUUUGAAUUUAAAACGUUCAACACUGGAACCUGCUGAUCUGUUGUCAGUCAUUGAUUCGGUGCGUGUGAGAUAUGACAGAUGUUGAGCUGAGAGAAGAUUUUGAGGUUUGUUCUGGAGAAGGAUUCCAUCUCGUUUGUGGCGGGAAGCUCCAAGUAUGUUCACAAAGUCUCGGGUUUCAGGCGGAAACGUUGAUUCAAGAAUUAGCUCUGCUUUCUAAAGAUGGCCGCUGACACCGCGGGGGAAGUUCUCCAGCCGGCUGUCGGGCGGAGCGUCAUCGAGACAAGAAGGUUUUAUUUAUUUGGAAGAGUUUCAUGCUCUUUGCGUUUCGUCCUCAGGGUUAUCAGCAGAAAUGUGUCGGUCUUUGAGACUCACAUGAUCACGUCCACGCGGGUCUCGAUGCAAACACUUAACUCCCUCGUCGUCUUUGACCUUUCAGAGCUCGUCGUCGCUGACGGCUGCUCAGCUCGAGUAGAAAGUGAAAGGGAGGAGUCGUCACUUUCGCCCUUUUACGACCACCGACCUCAAAGCGUGUGAGAGGCACUUUUCUGAGAACCACUGAGCAGCUUGUGGCUUGUUUGGCUUCAUGUACAUACACUUCAGAGUUUAAAUAUUUAAACAGCGGCGAAGCGGGACCUCUGGGGGGUUUUGCCCACUGGCGUAAAGUAGAACCGCCAGGAUUAUUAAUGUGUUGUGCUUCUUCUUUUUAAUUUAUUUGUCACGGCUAAGAGGUCUGAGAUGGAAACUGCUUAUUUGACAGUGUUCAGAAGAAGGAAAAGUGUUUCUUUAUUUACCACAGGAAGAUUUAAGACUUUAAAAUUUUAGAUUUAGGACGUGGAGUUUGUUUUUUAAGUCCCAGUGAAAUGACUUUUCUGAGAGCGUCUUGCUCCUGAAUCUUACAUAGAGACACUGUAGAAACUGGCUCCUUCAUAAAGUUCAUGAUACAACCGUUUAAGAAUAUGGACUAGAGCUCGGCCGAUAUGGAUUUGUUUUUACAAUGGUUCCUAAGAUGUAGUUAUCAAACCCUUAUGACGAAGACAUUUAAUUGGGGCUUAACAUUUUGACUGUUUAACCAUGAACUUUUUUUAUGAAUGAAAAGAAAACACAAAAACAACCAAAUGUAUAGAACUUGAGAAAAUAAAAUAAAAACAUGAA